AGCCUCGGGGCUCCUUCGCACCCCUUGAAACCCAGACUUGGGGUGGUCUAUCCCUGCAGGACAGGACCCUUUGUGUCCCAUUUUACGGCCCCCCCAUUUAUUGUGCAGGUCUUACUCAGCCUCUCCUUUACCAAUAAACUAUCUCCCCCCCCCCUUCUCUAAAUGACAGGGUUGGAGACUGGCAGGAGCUGCAAAACUUGCCUACAAGGCAGAGACAAAGGGGUCUCGCUGCCAGCUCCUCGCAGAGCCGCAGUUAACCUCUUCCCUGGUGGGACACAGCUUCCAUACACCGGGAAGCGAGUGUGCACAGUCCCCUUUGCAAGGCAAGAAGAAGGGGAGUAAGGAGUUAGCUCGGAAAUAUUUCCUCUAAAGACUUGCAGCAGCCAGGGACCCCACACUCUCUUGCUGAAAAAAACACACGAGAAGCUGUUUUUUUCCAUGACAUGGAAAAAUAUGGAGAUGGGGGGUUGGUUUGAGGUCUGAAAGCGUGCUGAAAAUCUGAACAACUUGAUGGUUUUAGGGGAAGGCUGGUUGAGAAAGAGCUGUGGUUACUCUGUUUCUCCUAAUUCCAGCCUCAGCAGGGUGAACUCUGAAUCCCCAGCUCCCACUUUUCGUCCCAAAACCUGAGGAAACAGCAUCCUGGGGUGUGAUAUUUCAUCAAAGAUCAAAGAGAGGCAUUUUCUAGUGGAGGAAGGAGAGGGUUUAGGGGGAAGUUCCCCACUCACGUAGGUAAUCAAAGGCAUUUGGCAAGGAAAUGCCUUCUUCAGAUUAGGAAAUAUUUCAAACAGCCUUUUCCAGCUGAAGUGCUGGGGAUAGUCACAUGGAUACUUUGCUCUUCUGCUACUUCCUCUUCAUAUUUGGCAAGAAAAGCAGAUCCCCAUCUCGACUAGACCUGUCCCUUUCAUUGCCCCCAUCUCUGUUCCCAGGAGGAAGGAUGAGGCCCCUGCUCUGCUGCCUGGGGCUGGCCACGCUCCUGGGGCCCUGCCUGGCCUGUCCCAGCGCCUGCUCCUGCUCCACCAAGAAGAACGGGCGGCUGUUGGCCGAGUGCGCCUACAAGGAUCUGCAGGAGGUACCCAAGGGGCUGUCCUCCAACGUGACCAUCCUCACCUUGUCGGCCAACAGGAUCAGCUGGUUGGGACAGGGCUCCUUUGCCGAGGUUCCCGAAGUGCAGUCGCUGUGGCUGGGCUACAACCAGAUCGGGGUGGUGGAACCAGGGACUUUUGCCUUGUUGGUGCACCUGAAGAACCUGGACCUGAGUCACAACAAGAUUGUGGAUUUCCCCUGGCAGGACCUCCGUAACCUCAGUGGUCUGCAGAUCCUGAAGAUGAACAACAACCGCCUGGCUGGGCUGCCCUGGGAUGCUUUCCGCUCCUUGAAGGACCUGCGCUCGCUCUGGCUCAAUGACAAUGAGUUGACCACCUUGGUCGAGGGCACCUUUGACAACCUGCCCUCCCUGUCCCAGCUACAGAUCUUCAACAACCCCUUCAACUGCUCCUGCAAGGUUUUUUGGCUGAAGAAGUGGACUGAGAACACCUCUGUCUCCAUCACCAAGGGGGGGUCUACCCUGUGUGUGGCUCCUGGCAGGCUGAAGGGCAGGGCAGUGACAGACAUCCCUGACCACCACUGUGUUGCACCCUCCGUGCAGCUCACCUACCUCUCCAACUUGGACAACACCGUCAUGUACGAUGGCCUCACCCUGACUCUGCACUGCAGUGUGGCGGGCAGCCCUCCACCAGAGAUCAGGUGGAAGAUCCAGACCUCCAGCCGCCGUGUUGAGAUCAAUGGGCCCAAUGUGGCACGGGAUGGAAACGUCAAGCAGAGCCAAGAGCGCUUCUUGGUCUUCAAGAACGGCACCAUGGCCAUCCCCAACUUCAGCAAGGAGGAUGAAGGCAUCUACACCUGCCUCGCUGUCAAUGACGUGGGCACACGGGAUGUCUCGGUCAACGUGGCCUUGGCUGGGUCAGAGAAUCCAGCUGAAGAUCUGCUCCGAGAUGACCCCCAAGCCAGUCACCUCGGGGGGCGGAGCUGCUACAAGGGUGAUGAAAUGGAUCCCUCUGGUGCUGGAGAAAAGCUGGUGAUCGUUUAUCACAUGCCAAGGGAGUCGAAGAGCAGGGCUGGAGGAGUGGUGCCCCAGGUCCACCUGGGGACCCUCCUGCUGUCUUUGGGCCUCGUGCUCUGCUGUUAAAGGGGGGAGAAGGAAACAGUGCCUCAGGGGUUCCCCCUCGUUCUGUAGCAUUUAUCUUCACGUAGUGCCAUACCUUUGCUGAGCUUCUGGGAACUGCGGGCGGUCAGGAGUUAAAGGGGGCCAAGACUCAAGCCCAGGGCUCCGUUAGUUGAGAGCUUCAAACAAGCUCGGGUGAUGUAGAGCUGAUCCUCACUGUGCUGCCACUUUCCAGGCACCCAAUUCUGCCACCUCCUGAUUUAUUUCCCUUCUGAGACCAAAGUGCAGCUGCAGGAUAAGUCCACCCUCAACAGGGUGACCAUCACCCAUCCCCACAGCCCACCACCAUGAGCCCUCCUCCACCCCCAGCAGCGAGCUGUGACCAGGGAGGGGAUCUCUUGCAGAGAGGAUCCCUCGGUCCAGCGGCACUAAAGAUGACAUCCCCGCUGUGACCAGCGCCCAGGCCCUUAGCUGGCCAGGUGCAUCCUUCCUACCACCAACCUCAUGUGAAGCACUAGGAGCAGAAGGAACAGUCUGAGAGUGAGGGAAUAGCCUGGGCAUGGGGUCCUGGGGUCCCAGUGCAUGUGGCUCUGUGAGACAGAGAUAUAAUGGUGCUUUGUAAACAGGAUGGGUACAGUAGGAUGUGUUGGAUGGGGCCAGGGGCUUGGAUCGGGCCAUUUUGUGGAGCAGAAGAAGCUUUCUCACAGGCUUCAUCCCUGCAGGAGCACAAAGGGCUUCCUCUGGCUGGGUGCUGGGAGCACCCAGGGUGCCUGCACCUUCCCUGCAUGUUGCAGGAUCAGGCCAUGCCACCCUCAGUACCUAUCUCAUAUGUAACACAGCUCUUUUUUUUCCCCCUUUCCCUUUCACCAUGGAAGCCUGCGGUCCAAAAUGCUUGGCUGGGCUGGACCCACCAAGCUGCACUGCUCCGGCUCUGACCCUGAUGGGGAGGGAUUGAGCCCAAAGAGACCAAAAUAAUCUCCCAGCUCUCCUCUCUGACGGGAAACUGAGCAGGGGCUGCAUGAUGGAGCCAGAGGAAGAAAGAUUGGAAAAACCCAGAUGACAGAGAGAAGCUGAACUGACCUAUAAGCCAUAGACACACUCCUUUAAGUGCUUUAGCAUUCCCAUGCGGGACAUAUAUACCAUUCCUGGCUGCCCCAGGGUGCUGGGAACCCCUUGUCUCAUGGCGGGGGGCUGAGGAUCUCCCCCACCCCAAGGCAUGGGCGGUCCAGCUCUCAUGUCUUCUGCCAGUGCUUGCCUGCUGGAGCUGGACAGACCCCUGCAGCCAUCCUUGCUUUAUAACCAAAGCUGUACAGACAGCAAUAAAUACCAUUUUUUUAAACAA
This is a messenger RNA of Athene cunicularia (burrowing owl), 3503 nucleotides long. Its product is annotated as immunoglobulin superfamily containing leucine-rich repeat protein-like. Lineage: Eukaryota; Metazoa; Chordata; Aves; Strigiformes; Strigidae. The transcript has a single exon. The coding region runs from base 821 to 2185 and encodes 454 amino acids. Gene Ontology annotation, molecular function: protein binding. The record is from RefSeq and is a predicted model, not a curated record.